Rana temporaria (common frog) is the source of this 1645-nucleotide messenger RNA. It is a transcript of the gene CHST13, whose product is annotated as carbohydrate sulfotransferase 13. Gene Ontology annotation, molecular function: sulfotransferase activity. The record is from RefSeq and is a predicted model, not a curated record. Bases 129 to 1142 code for a protein of 337 amino acids. Lineage: Eukaryota; Metazoa; Chordata; Amphibia; Anura; Ranidae. Gene Ontology annotation, cellular component: membrane. Gene Ontology annotation, biological process: carbohydrate biosynthetic process; proteoglycan biosynthetic process. The transcript is spliced from 3 exons.
AGGAGGGGGGGGUGGUACAGUCCUGUGUGGGUCCCCUGGCUGUGCAGGGAAAGCUGAUAGUGAGUUGGCUGGGCUCUCAGCACACACUCCAUGGGCAAUGAUCACCCAGGGCUGGCCCCCUGCACAGCAUGAGGAAGAACAAGGUCAUGGUGCUGGCUACUUGCCUGGGCUCCUUCAUCCUGGUCAUCUUCUACUUCCAGAGCAGCCUCAGCUCAGCUGAGGAACAAGUCACUGCCGCCAUCUGGAAAGGGAAGCCCAGGAGAAGUCCUCUGCAGGCGUUAUAUGACAGCGAACAGUUUGAACCCUCAUCGAUCCAAGCUACACACCAAAACCGUCGGGAGCUGCUGGCCAGCGCCUGCAAGACGUACACCAGGAAACGCCGCGUCCUGACCGCGGAGGACCUCAAACACCUGGUCGUGGACGACUCCCAUGGGUUGAUCUAUUGCUAUGUGCCUAAGGUGGCCUGCACCAACUGGAAGAGGGUCAUGAUGGUCCUUACCGGCCAAGGCAAAUAUAAUGACCCUGCCGUCAUUCCAGCCAACGAGGCCCACAUUCCGUCAAACCUCCGCACUCUCUCGGAGUUCAGCACCCCGGAGAUCAAUUACCGCCUGCGGAACUACCUCAAGUUCAUCUUCGUAAGGGAGCCUUUCGAGAGGCUGGUUUCGGCCUACAGGAACAAGUUUACUCGGACCUACAACACGGCCUUCCACAAGCGGUACGGCACCAAGAUCAUAGAGCGCCAUCGCAGGGAUCCUUCACUCGAGGCUCUCGAGCGGGGGGAUGAUGUCACUUUUGAAGAGUUCCUUUAUUACCUGGUUGAUCCCCAGACUCAGAGAGAGGAGCCAUUUAAUGAGCACUGGGAACGAGUCCAUUCUUUGUGCCACCCGUGCAUUGUCCAGUAUGACGUGAUAGGAAAAUACGAAACUCUGGAGGAGGAUGCCAGCUAUCUUCUUCAGCUCAUUGGUGUAGGCGACUCCAUAAAGUUUCCGUCGUCUUCCAAAACCGCGCGGACCACCGAUGGCAUGACGGCGCAGUUCUUCAAAGGCAUCAACCGCUUCUACCAACGGCGUCUCUUCAAUUUGUACAAGAUGGACUUUCUACUCUUCAACUACAGCAUUCCGCAUUAUUUGCAGAUACAUUGAACGUGCAAUGAGAGUGUGUCCAGGGGCCUGGAGCCUUUAAUACACCUUUUUAACUUGGGGGGGGGGGGGGGGGGGGAUGGAAGAUGUGUUUUUGUUUGUUUUUUAUAUUUAUUGCCGAAAUCUUGCGCUGUGAACUUUUUUGACUUUUUCAAGAAUGGCCACGCUGUGGCACUUUGUCAAAAACUUCCUAAUCCUAAUUUUUUAUUUUAUUUUUUAUAUGAGGACCUGUCUGCUUUUAGCGAUAGUUAACCUUGACCGAUGUCAUAACGUUGAACAUUUUUGGUACGCACGAGCAAAAUGAGGCUGCGGGAAUCGGCCAUUUUGCUGCAGUAGCAUAUUGCCUCAAGCAGCUUGAGUCAUCCAAAAUACAAAUAUAAAAAAUUAAAAAAAUUGUUGUUGGUGAGGAGCUACCAAAUGUACAUUGGUUGAAGUGACACUUAAAGUAAAUGCUGUCAUGAUGGUAGCAGGAACAAUAUUAAUAAUAAAAAAAAAUGGACUACCAA